Molecule: messenger RNA, 1135 nt
Organism: Drosophila subobscura
Lineage: Eukaryota; Metazoa; Arthropoda; Insecta; Diptera; Drosophilidae
Product: nuclear pore membrane glycoprotein 210-like
Exons: 2
Coding region: 29-1105 (358 amino acids)
Cellular component (GO): nuclear pore
Source: RefSeq, a predicted model, not a curated record
UGUGUACGCGCACGCGAACGACUCCGAAAUGCCGCACACAAACUGCGAUAACUUGCACUUCCAGCUGGACUUCAGCCAACCCAUCCUUCAGCUAGAGAACAACUGGGAAGCUGAGAAGUUGGCUACUGAUGCGUGCCAUGUGCUGAGACUGCGGGCCACUGCCGUGGGCAGCACAUCGCUGCGGGUCUCGUACAUCUUUCAGGACAAAGUGCUCCAGGACGCGGUCGAUUUGCAUGUGUUCGAGGCGCUGAGCGUCCUGAAUCCCUUGGAGAAUGAGCUGGUUCUACCCAUUGGCGCGUCGCGAAACGUAAUCUAUGUGCAUGGGCCGCGCCGCCUCUUUACACUGGAGGCGGAGCUCACCAAGGCCACAAACUUUAAUGGCAAGGUCGUGAAGGUGUCGGAGAUUGAGUUGGAUGCCGAGGACCUCAUUACCGCGUUCAGUAUCCUGUGCCGCGAGCUGGGCGAGACGGUGUUCCAAUACCGCGUGUACAACAGCCUUGCCACGUCCAAAUUCGUCGCCUUUAAGUCUGAAGUAACAACCAAGGUGCACUGCGUGAUGCCGCGCUUCCUGAAGCUAUACUCCAGACAGGUGUUGCGCCAGUCGUGUCCCCUGGAGCACCGCUCUAAGCUGCUGUAUCUCAAGAGUCAGGAGAACAAGUUUGAGAUCGAAAUCGAGGUGCAGGACGCCAAGAAUCGCAGGCUCAUGAACGUCAGCUCGCUGUGGCUGGACUGGGAGUUUGCCGCAGGCGACGAGCGAUACCAUGUGGACAACAUUCCCCACCACCAGAUGUCCGAAGUGGAUCUCCUCCACGGCGUCAAAGUCACUUCCACCGAAAUGCUUGUCCUCACGCUGAGUGAAGUGUCGCCCAACUUCCGCAUCAAGGGCACAGUGGUCCGUUACAAAGACAAGAUGCUGGCCCAACAGGAAAUUUACGCGGAACGCCCUCCCUUUGGGGUCAAGAACCUGAAAACGGGUAGUAUUACCACUCCAUUGAUUGAGAACGAGAUCAGGUUCCAAACGGUGAACAGUAAGCUGCUGAAGAAGGAUCACAUCAGCGUCUAUCUGGCCCCCAAUCACAGAGAACGCAUCCACAUCGCCCAGUGAAGCGGCUUCUUCGAAAUGGAGCUCUCCGAG